AUGGAGGGUGACCCAAACCUCCUCCCAGGCCCAGUGGUCGUCUUCAUGGCCCGGGCUGACGACCUCAACGACCACCCCUACGCCAGAGGCCUCGGCACGACUCUGUCCCAGACCCAGAUGCACGAGUAUCUCCGCUCUACCCUGAUCAUGACCGCCGCCGAGCACCGCAAGAAGUAUGGCAUGUUGGGCUGCCGCCCUCACAAGAUGCAGACAAUAAUCCACCCAGCCAACAACAAGAUCUCUCGAGGCUCCAAAAUCUCCCGCUACCUGUUCGCCGCGCUGCAGGAAGCCCGCGAAGCCGUCACCGAAUGCAUUUUCGUCCUCAACAGCUGGGACGGAUGGACUACCGACCCUGCUACCAUCGGUGAUCUGUGCGAGGCUUUCAAGGAUGUUGCGUUCACUAUUCGAGUUUAUGCUGGUACUCCCCGCCAGUUCUAUGAGGCUAAUGCUCAUACCGUUAACGGCUACCUUGAUCGCCAUAUUCAGCUUGACGAUGCUGUGAUUCAGAUGGAUCGUGAUACUGGGCUUUUUGUUCGGAUGUUUGAUGCCCUGGGAGCCAUGCAUUAUGGUGUUCCUUUCCCUACUGAGAGGGCUGAGCAUCUUGUUCAAUAUGACUCCCGCCUUGCGAGGUAA
This is a messenger RNA of Penicillium canescens, 633 nucleotides long. RefSeq lists its product as uncharacterized. Bases 1 to 633 code for a protein of 210 amino acids. The record is from RefSeq and is a predicted model, not a curated record. NCBI's taxonomy places the organism in Eukaryota, Fungi, Ascomycota, Eurotiomycetes, Eurotiales, Aspergillaceae. The transcript has a single exon.